Molecule: messenger RNA, 1181 nt
Organism: Hippopotamus amphibius kiboko
Lineage: Eukaryota; Metazoa; Chordata; Mammalia; Artiodactyla; Hippopotamidae
Gene: TREX2
Product: three prime repair exonuclease 2
Exons: 2
Coding region: 171-881 (236 amino acids)
Biological process (GO): DNA catabolic process
Cellular component (GO): cytoplasm
Molecular function (GO): nucleic acid binding; 3'-5'-DNA exonuclease activity
Source: RefSeq, a predicted model, not a curated record
UCCUGCGGUCUCAGGCCUCCUGGUUGCCCAACAGGUGGCUGGGGGCGGGUCACAACCACAGAUUAAAGGCCGCCCGGAGCAGCCUGUGCGGAGACAGGUGCCCAGCAGCCCAGGCAGCUGACCAGCGCUCGCCCCAGCUGUAGGCUUCACUGUCCCUGUGAAACAUCACCAUGUCCAAGGGACCCCGGGCUGAGACCUUCAUCUUUCUGGACCUGGAAGCCACUGGGCUCCCCAGUGUGGACCCUGAGAUCGCCGAGAUCUGCCUGUUUGCUGUCCACCGCUCCUCCCUGGAGAACCCUGAGUACGAUGAGUCUGGCGCCCCCAUGCUGCCCCGGGUCCUAGACAAGCUCACGCUCUGCAUGAGCCCGGAGCGCCCCUUCACUGCCAAGGCCAGCGAGAUCACCGGCCUGAGCAGCGAGGGCCUGGCCAGGUGCCGGAAGGCUGGCUUUGACAAUGCUGUGGUGCAGGUGCUUGAGGCCUUCCUGAGCCGCCAGGAGGGCCCCUUGUGCCUCGUGGCCCACAACGGCUUUGAUUACGACUUCCCCCUGCUGUGCACAGAGCUGCGGCGCCUGGGUGCCCACCUGCCCCGGGACACCAUCUGCCUGGAUACGCUGCCGGUGCUGCGGGGCCUGGACCGUGCCCACAGCCAUGGCACCCGGGCCCAGGUUGGCAAGGGGUACAGCCUGGGCAGCCUCUUCCGCCGCUACUUCCAGGCGGAGCCCAGCGCGGCCCACUCGGCCGAGGGUGACGUGCACACCCUGCUCAUGGUCUUCCUGCACCGCGCCCCCGAGCUGCUCGCCUGGGCCGACGGGCAGGCCCUCAGCUGGGCCCACGUCAAGCCCAUGUAUGUGCCAUCCGACGGCCCGAGUCUCGAGGCCUGAGGCAGGGGCUUGGUGACGCUGCUGCCCAGGGCGACGAGGCCCGCUCCCCGCAGCAGGUCGGCACCAGCCUCCUCAAUUCAGCUGCGCCGUGUGGCCUGGAGCUGGCCCCGGACCAGUGCCUCGCUGCCCCUCCUGGUGGGCCCUGCGCCUGCCAGCCUUUCCCCCACUGCCCUGGCCUAACCAGCCCCACAGCCCUAGAGCCUUCUCCCGGCCCCUCCCCUGACCCGUGCUCCAGUGGAGUUUGCUGCUGCUGGCGCCCACCCAUCACCCUGUCUUUCAAUAAACACUGAGAACUGCUCA